Molecule: messenger RNA, 408 nt
Organism: Penicillium cataractarum
Lineage: Eukaryota; Fungi; Ascomycota; Eurotiomycetes; Eurotiales; Aspergillaceae
Exons: 2
Coding region: 1-408 (135 amino acids)
Source: RefSeq, a predicted model, not a curated record
AUGUCCACUCGCUCUCACAGACAUGCCGCUGAGCCCAUGAAUUUGGAGAUGAAUGACUGGACUCCUUGUGGAUACAACAAAGUGGUGUCCGAUAGCAACCUGGUCACAGUUCGCAAGCUUUUCAUCUCCGAUAUUCAGCUUGGAAAUAAAUCAGACCUGAGCGACGUGUUUCUUUCCGUUCUGGUGUGUCUCUUGAAUUCCUCUACUCACCAAGCUGCGCUGGUCAAAUGGUCGCUUUCCUCCCAGUGGUUCAUCGCCGUCGGUGACUCUAUGUUGGCUUCCCCCUACCGAGGUACUAGUCAACAGCGCCGCGAAAAGGCCCAGAUCAUUGCUGUUGGUAUGAUUGCGAACCGCAAUCUGAACAUGGAAAAUUCAACAUGUUGUAUAUCACCACUGGCCAGUAGGUGA